Molecule: messenger RNA, 4191 nt
Organism: Xenopus tropicalis (tropical clawed frog)
Lineage: Eukaryota; Metazoa; Chordata; Amphibia; Anura; Pipidae
Gene: carns1
Product: carnosine synthase 1
Exons: 10
Coding region: 138-3173 (1011 amino acids)
Biological process (GO): carnosine biosynthetic process
Molecular function (GO): metal ion binding; nucleotide binding; ATP hydrolysis activity
Source: RefSeq, a predicted model, not a curated record
AGAAGCAGGAUUUAUACAGACUCUAAUCCUCUAGAGCUCUCUUUGUGGCUUGUCUUUUACUGGUUUUCUUUACCUGUUCAACUUUCUUUCUGGUUUCCAGAAGCUGAGAACUGUUUAUUAAGAGGAGGAACACAGACAUGAUAUCCCUUGAUCAGCUGAUCAUGGAUCAUUCUAACUACUCUAAGGAUAGAGAUAUCAAUGAGGUGUGGGUUCCAGGCAUGGCACCUGAUGGGCCUCCAUGGUGUAAAAGGCCACAAGAGACAAACAAGGAGAAGUAUGGAAUAGAGAAUAAUUCAGAUUUUACCAGUGCAUAUAGCAAUCUGCAGAACAUUCUUAUUAAUGCUAGCCUGCCAGAGACUGAGGACAGAACCAAACAUCCCCGUACAGGUCAUACUGCAGAUACUACAACAAUUUGUGUACUGGGGGAUCCUAGCUUUGCCAUGUCUGUCCUGCUGGAGGGAGCCAGACAAUGUCCUGGCAAUAUACUACUCUGCCUCUCCCCUUCUUGUUUUCACUCUCGUCCUGAAAACUCAGGUCUCCCUUCCCCUCUAUUUGUUAGACAGGCUGUGAGUUUUGAUCUUGGUGGACGCACCUUUUUGGACAAUUUUUACCCACCUCGAAGAGUCACAUACCUAUUCUGGUUAGGAGGAGAACAAAUACUGUUGGAGGGAGAUAUUGAAUGUCCAAUGGGUGGGUCACCCCAGCUCUCAUGCUUCCUUGCUGAUACACUGGGUAUCCGGCUUUUGCUGGAUUCUCAGGAACUUCCACUGCCUCCUGCACUGAUUCUUACACCUUUUUACCAGCAAGGAUUGUGGGAACCGCUGAAUGGGGAAGGGAAAACCACACGGAUGGUAAAACUGGAUAGGGAGGAAGGUUGGGAAGAGAAAGUGAAAAAGGAUAUAUCGGAAUUCUUGGCUUUUUUGAAAACAAGAUUAUACCAGAAGGUAGUAAUUAAGGUCCGUGGCCCCCCUUGGAGAGAAUCCUUCGCCACAGAUUUCUACCCUUGUGAUCCAGUUCCAGUUUUAGAAACUGUGCUGAGACUUGUGGGAAUGCUCCAUGAAGGACAAGCAAUUCUACUAGAGGGGUUUAUACACACAAUGUCUCCACGCAGGGUUCAUCCACUACAAUCUCCUCCCAUCAUACCACGCUGCUCCGUCCGUCCCCCAGAGCUGGCGAUUCAUCUCUGUGCCGUUGUCUGCCGAUCACGCGGAGACCAACCAAUCCUCAGCAAGGUUGUAUGCACCAUUGGCCGGGCAGAAAAGCCUCUUCAUCAUCGAUUUGCCCUACCUCAGUCACUGGAAACUACUCUUGAACUCUGGGGAAUCACAGAUAAGAGUCAAAAAGAAGACAUCUGGGUUCAAGUAAAAAACGUAGCAGAGCAAACAAUGAGAGUAGUAAUAGAUGCAGAAAAAAAAAUGACAUCUGAAGAACGGGGAGGAUGGAAGGCACAAACUGACAUAUUGGGUGUGGAUUUCCUGCUCACAGUAGUAGAUUAUACUGUCACCCCUGUCAUCAUUGGUGUAACAGCAGACCUUUGCUUAGAAACAUGUGGAAUCCAGGAGUGUCUUCUAGGAUAUCUAGCAGCAAGUGGGCCCAUCCCUCUAAAUUCUGCAACAGGACCUUUAGUGGAGACAAUGCUUCGACGUUCCAUGAGUUAUGUGAUGGAAGAGAAAGAAGUGCUGGUGAUUGGAGCUGGGGGCAUUAGCAAAAAAUUCAUAUGGGAGGCUGCUCGAAACUAUGGGAUUAAGAUCCAUCUGGUUGAGUCUGAUCCUGGACAUUUUGCCUCCUCUCUUGUGUCAUCGUUUAUCCAUUAUGACUUUGAAGACCACUCUCUUGAUGAAAUCCAUGCCCAAAAUGUUUUGUCUAUUAUCAGAGGAAAAGGUCUGCAACUCUCAGGUUGCAUGGCAUUCUGGGAUGAGUGUACAAUCUUAGCUGCUUUACUAAGUAACUUAUUGGAACUUCCUGGUCCACCACCUAGUGCUGUUCGACUAGCAAAACUUAAGACACAGACACAACUUCGCCUCCUUUCUUUAAGUUCACCAUCUCCCCCUUUCCCUUAUCCUGGGGCAUUUGCCGUGCCAUGUUUUUCCUUGGGUCCUGAGGCAGGUGGUUUAAAAGCUGCGGAGUCAAGUCUUUCAUAUCCUCUUGUAGUAAAACCAGAAUCUGGAGCAGGGGCUGUUGGUGUAAGGCUUGUUCAGAAUGGGGAAGAAUGUAGGACAUUGAUAAGAAAAAUGGGUACAGGUACAGGAACCUGCAAUCCAUGUGAAGGGGUAAGCAGUAAUACAGGAAACAAUGAAACAUGUCAGAUUCUAGAGAGUUGCAAGGCAAAAGGGUUAGCUCAUGGCUCAGAACUGGGAGGGUCUUGUAAAUGGGAAGUAGAAGAAACUCUACAGCAAGGAAUGAGUAGAUAUGGCAAAGUGGAGAAUAAAGUCUCCCUUGCUCAAUUAGGAGGAGGAGGCACACAGUCCUCUCCCCACCUACUCCUUGCAGAAUACAUAACAGGCUCUGAGCAUGAUGUAGAUCUGGUUCUAGGUCCUAAUGGAAGGCUUCUGGCUGCAUAUGUGUCAGAUAAUGGGCCAACCCUACUUCCAGGUUUUACUGAAACUGCUGCUGCUCUGCCAUCACGCUUAGGCCAUGAACAACGCUGUCAACUUGUACAAGCUGCUGCACGCUGCUGUAGGGCACUAGGAUUGUUCCCUGGUGUAUUUAAUGUAGAAUUAAAAUUUACUGAAUGUGGACCACGACUGCUGGAAAUUAAUCCACGUAUGGGUGGUUUUUACCUAAGGGACUGGAUUCAGCGUGUUUAUGGCACAGAUCUGGUAAUGGUAGCUCUAGCACUGUCAUGUGGGAUAGAGCCAGCGCUACCUGCAUGUGGUGCACGUGAAAGUGCAGUACUUGUUGGGGUAAUGUGCACAGGUGAAAGACAUGAGGAAGCUUUACGUAGUACAGCAAGACCAGAAAGACUGACAGAGCUGCAUGAUGCUGGACUCAUUCGUUUUAACCGCCUUGAAGGUGGUCCUGAACGAGGUCCUGAUCAAGAGCCAUAUGGGAAUGUGGCCUGUGAGGGAGCAAGGCAAAAGGAGGCUAGGGAAAGGCUGUUGGGGGUUUGUGCUGUGCUGGGACUGGAUACUGAGGAGUAUCCAAUUAAGUAUUUAACAGGAGAAUUCCAAUGAACAGAAAAAUAUAUAAGUGUGAGUUCAGGGGAGAUGAAUGAAUUUAUGGUGAAUACAAAUAUAAGAAAGUUUAGAAACAACAGAGGAGGUGGUGGCAUGAUAGGCUAGUCAGAUGACUUCCUUAGGAUACAUGGGCAUAUAAGUGGAGAAAAAGAUAGUUGUAAAAAUUGUAAUGAUGUUCUUUUCUGCAGUACUCUCUCUAUCUUACUGCACUUGAAACAGUAGUAUGGUUGGUAGUUUUUACUGAUUCUAAUAAAGCUUUACUGUCUAGUAACAAUGUGGAUACUUAAAACUGAACUUUGUGCCUCCUGGACCUCCCUGCAAUCGAAGAAUUUGCUUCAGCUUCUUCUAUAUUUAUAUGUGUUUAUAGUUGUCUGAGUUUUUGUGCAUGUGUUUAAAUGCUAUAUGUAUUUAGCAUUAAUAAUCCACAAUGAAUGUAUGUAUAAUUUUUUACUGAUAUAGAGUUAUUUGUACAUGCAGUAAUGCACAUUUACAAGAAAUAUAUUGAACAGAUGGGAAGAAGUAUACAAUAUGCAAAAAUAGAUGUACACUUACAUCAAAUUAGAAAUGCAAUAGGAUUCUCUAGUGAGAAUCCUGCUUAGCAUUGCUAUAUCAGUCAUCUUGGUGUUAUCUAAAAAUGGGUAUUACUGUAAUGGCACAUUAUAUUUAAUGUGCACAAAGGCAUAGGGAGUUAAGAGCUACUAUAAAGUGUUUGCCUGACUGUCAGUCUCAAUAAAUGGCUUCCAAGGAAACAGUAUAAUCAUCAUACUGGGUUCAGGGUGGAUGUUCACAUGAGGCCAGUAUUUUACCUGUACUUGUGAACACUUUCUUUUUCUUUAAGAACUACCUUGAGCUGAGCUAAAUAGGCAUAACUUGAAGGAUACUUCCAUAGAUUAAUAGGGUUCUCUAACACCAACAUGAUACAAGCAAUAAGCAGUUGUGGAUUUAAAAUAUAGGGGCUCAUUUACAUCUGCAGAAAAGCAAAGUGCAAUUUUGACUAUAAAUGCAAUUGGCAUCA